Messenger RNA from Scleropages formosus (Asian bonytongue), 639 nucleotides. RefSeq names its product major intrinsically disordered NOTCH2-binding receptor 1-like. The record is from RefSeq and is a predicted model, not a curated record. Lineage: Eukaryota; Metazoa; Chordata; Actinopteri; Osteoglossiformes; Osteoglossidae.
AUGCCGUGGGGCUGCGUGACAGCAGCCGAGACGGGGACCCGGGGUCGAGGCAUGGACCUGUCGGCUCUUCCCAACAACAACCGCCCGGAGAAGCUCCUCCAGCUGGACGUGAAUUCGCUGCCCGCCAGCCAUGGGAUGUUUGAGGUGGGGUCCGCGAUGGGGGCGGCGCUGUCCGGCGGGAAGCAGUGGCAGAACAGGGUUUACUACCAGAGGGAGCAGAAGAGGGUGAACCGCCACAGACCAUCUCCGGAGGACAGCCCCGUGUUUGUGGACCGGGACCUCGAGAAGCACAUAACUCAGGUCACGCUGAAAGGCACGGUGAAGACGAAUCCGCUCUACACAGACAUGAAGAGCGCCCACAGCUGGGAGACCAAAAAGUCGAAACCCUCGUGGACCAUCCAGGAGUACGACAGACACUCGUUGCGCUCCGGUUUAGCAGACUAUUUGAAGGAGGACCCCAGGGAUCUGAACUUCUGGCUGGAGGAUCUCUACCCAGGCUUCGACUCCCUGCUGAAGAAGAAAGAAGCUGAACAGAGAAGAAACAAGCUGUGUAAAAUUGUGUCCUAUGUUAUACUGCUCACUGUUGCCCUUAUUGUCAUCAUUGUUGUGCCAAUUGUUGCUACAAACAAUAAAAACUGA